ACAACACAAACCCAUACCGCUAGACUACAAUUCAAUUCUUCUGCCACUUCUAAUUUUACACAUUGCAUUGGCUUACAUGCAUAACUGGGCAGCCAACCAUGAACUUCCACCUCUUCUUCUGAGCUCUGCCACUUUCAGCUCAACAGGUUUCAUGUAGGAGGAAAUGAGAAUCUAACUAUUCCCUCCGCUCUAAAGCUUUGACAAAUUCCUUGGCAUGGUCUGCAAGCCGAAAUCUAAAUUUGAUCAAAGAAGGUAGCAGGGGAGCUUGGUGCUUGAAGAAUCAUGGGUAGACUUCAAGAGGGAACAAUUAGUAAUACCGCACCUUCACUCAGGGUAUCAUAUUGGCCAUGAACUCAUUUGUUUACUGGAAUCUUGCAUCUUAGAAUUAUGGAACCAAACCUGGGCAAGGACAAAGUAAAACCAACUUCAACUCUGGUAUCUCGCUGCCUUGUUUGUUUGGACAAGAACAGUUGUCGAGUAGUUCGUUCAAGAACAAAGCUGAUGAAUAAUUUAAUUUCAAGAGGGAAGCCUCAUGAAGCACAUUCCAUCUUCAAUAAUUUAGUAGAAGAAGGACAUAGGCCAACUCUUAUCACAUACACAACUCUUGUAGCUGCCUUGACCCGCCAGAGGCGUUUUAAGUCAAUUCCCUUACUCCUGUCUGAAGUGGAGGAGAAUGGUAUGAAGCCUGAUUCAAUACUUUUCAAUGCCAUGAUCAAUGCUUUCUCCGAAUCCGGAAAUGUAAAUGAUGCCAUGAAAAUAUUUCGGAAAAUGGAGGAGAGUGGAUGUAAGCCCACAACCAGCACGUUUAACACCCUUAUCAAAGGAUAUGGAAUUGCUGGUAAACCUGAAGAAUCUUUAAAAUUGCUAGAGCUUAUGUUGCAGGAUGGGAAAGCCAAACCGAAUGACAGGACAUAUAAUAUACUGGUUAGAGCUUGGUGUAACAAGAAGAGAUUAGAUCAAGCCUGGAAUGUGGUAUAUAAGAUGGCUGCUUCUGGUAUACAACCUGAUGCAGUCACUUUUAACACACUAGCAAGGGCUUAUGCUGAGAACGGAGAGACCAGUAAAGCUGAAAGGUUGAUGAUGGAGAUGCAACACAACAAAGUGAACCCCAAUGAGCGUACUUGUGGCAUUGUUGUAAAUGGAUAUUGCAAAGAAGGUAACAUGACAGAUGCUUUAAGGUUUGUAUAUAGAAUGAAGGAUCUUGGAGUGAAUCCGAAUCUUGUCAUUUUCAACUCUCUCAUUAAGGGGUUUCUGAACAUUACAGACACUGAUGGAGUUGAUGAGGUACUGACAUUGAUGGAAGAAUUUGGGAUGAAACCAGAUGUAAUAACAUUUAGCACCAUAAUGAAUGCAUGGAGCUCAGCAGGACUAAUGGAAAAAUGCCAGGAGAUAUUUGAUGACAUGAUAAGGGCAGAUAUAGAACCAGACAUCCAUGCAUUCGGCAUUCUUGCAAAAGGCUAUGUGCGUGCCGGUGAUCCUGGGAAGGCAGAGUCACUUCUGAGUUCGAUGGGAAAAUCUGGUGUGCACCCAAAUGUUGUAAUCUUCACAACCAUCAUGAGUGGCUGGUGCACAGCAGGAAAAAUGGUGCAUGCUUGGGAUCUCUUUGAGAAAAUGUGUAAAAUGGGAAUCAGUCCAAAUGUUAAAACCUUUGAGACUCUAAUAUGGGGAUACGGGGAAGCUAGGCAGCCCUGGAAAGCAGAAGAUUUACUUCAUAUAAUGAAAGAGAAAGGGAUUGUUCCUGACAUGAGAACAAUCGAGCUUGUUGCUGAGGCUUGGCGUGCUAUAGGUUUGAUGGAUGAAGCAAUGAGACUCCUCAAUGAGUCAGAAGAAGAUUCAGAAGUCAUACUGAACAAGGUACCUGAGCAGAGUUUGGAGACCAUUAGUCGGAAAGAAACCUUGAGUACUUAUCCUAAUGCUUUGCAGAUACCCGGAGGAGCUGUUUCUGAUAACGGCAGCACUGCUGCUAAUAUAAGAGGCCAGAUGAUUUCAAAAAGAUUCCAGUUUUCAUCUGAAAGUAUGCAGAAUGUUACUAGAACCAUGUGCAUUACUCAUACUUCUGCACUGAGAGUGCAGCCAUUGGUUAUAUGCAAGAGGCAGUUUCAAAGUCAAGUUGGGAUAUGCAGGAUGUUUGAAAAUACAUGUAGAGUGGUGUAUAUAUGUUAACGAAGAAGAAGCAAGACAACAUGAUGCGACACGGACACAUAUAAGUUCUCUUUUGUUAUUCUUCUGAUGUGGGACUUCUUCAACAAUCCCCCAGAACAGUUCCAUGUGAUCAUGUGGUUCCUACCUAUGAAGCCUUUCAUAUGUUUCUUAGAUUCAGAUUGUUCGUGAU
Argentina anserina (silverweed cinquefoil) is the source of this 2332-nucleotide messenger RNA. RefSeq names its product pentatricopeptide repeat-containing protein At5g21222-like. NCBI's taxonomy places the organism in Eukaryota, Viridiplantae, Streptophyta, Magnoliopsida, Rosales, Rosaceae. The coding region runs from base 388 to 2163 and encodes 591 amino acids. Gene Ontology annotation, molecular function: protein binding. The record is from RefSeq and is a predicted model, not a curated record. The transcript has 4 exons.